GCAAGCCGCAAGUGAACGAAGGAACUAACGGAGGAGAGAUCGAGCCCUUACCGGAUCUACCGGGAGGCAGCAGAGCUACAGAGCGAGUCCCCGCAGAGCGAGUCCCCGCAGCGCGCCCCGGAGGAGCCGAACGGAGGAAACGGUCCGCUGUGCGCCAGCCGCAGGAAGAAGCACCAAGCGAUGCGAGCGCAGCCCACCACCGCCCAGUAACCAGCCGAACCAGCGCCGAGGAGACCCGAAGGGACGGAGGUUUCCACCGUCACGAGAACGCCACGAAAACGGACCCGAAGCCAGCUGCGGUGGCUCCACCGUGCUCCUUUCUUUCUUCUGGAUCACAGCGACAGGAUCGCCGAUUUAAUGCGCUAACGGAGCGUCUGAGCCCGGCUUGAGAGAGAGAGAGGGAUCUGCCCAGAGAGAACCAGGGGAUCGAAGGCAGAGUGCAGAAAAGGUGGAAAUAUUCACAGUUCAAAGGAUCUGCAGUCAAAUUUGAUUUCCCCCUCCUCUCUGAUAUAAACCCGCUGGUCUGGUGCGUUUUCGUUGCGUGAAUCCUGGUACCGGUAACGCCAUCAAGCUGUGUUCUCUAACCAUGGGAUGUACGCUGAGCGCAGAGGAGAGGGCGGCUCUGGACCGGAGCAAAGCCAUCGAGAAGAACCUGAAGGAGGACGGGCUGACUGCGGCCAAAGAUGUCAAACUGCUGCUGCUCGGGGCUGGAGAGUCAGGGAAAAGCACCAUCGUCAAACAAAUGAAGAUCAUCCAUGAGGACGGUUUUUCUGGCGAUGACGUAAAGCAGUACAAGCCUGUCGUUUACAGCAACACCAUCCAAUCUCUGGCUGCCAUCGUCCGCGCCAUGGAUACGCUGGGCCUGGAGUACGGAGACAAAGAGCGCAAGGCGGACGCUAAGAUGGUGUGUGACGUCGUCAGUCGUAUGGAAGACACAGAGCCGUACUCCGCUGAGCUGCUGGGCGCCAUGAUGCGCCUGUGGGCCGACUCGGGCAUCCAGGAAUGCUUCAGCCGCGCCCGGGAGUACCAGCUCAACGACUCAGCGCAGUACUACCUCGACAGCCUAGAUCGGAUCGGUGCGGCCGACUACCAGCCCACAGAGCAGGACAUCCUCCGGACCCGAGUGAAGACCACAGGCAUCGUCGAGACGCACUUCACCUUCAAAAACCUUCACUUCAGGCUGUUUGAUGUGGGAGGUCAGAGGUCGGAGAGGAAGAAGUGGAUCCACUGUUUUGAAGAUGUGACGGCCAUCAUUUUCUGCGUGGCUCUGAGUGGUUACGACCAGGUUCUGCAUGAGGACGAAACCACGAACCGCAUGCACGAGUCGCUGAAGCUCUUCGACUCAAUUUGUAACAACAAGUGGUUUAACGACACUUCCAUCAUCCUCUUCCUUAACAAGAAGGACCUGUUUGAAAACAAGAUCGUCAAGUCUCCGCUGACCAUCUGCUUCCCAGAAUACACCGGUCCAGAUAAUUACGAAGACGGGAUUGCUUACAUCAAGUCUCAGUACGAAGGCAAGAACAAGUCGCCCAACAAGGAGGUGUAUUCUCACGUGACCUGCGCCACGGACACCAACAACAUCCAGUUCGUCUUUGAUUCUGUCACAGACGUCAUCAUAGGCACCAACCUGCGGGGCUGCGGCUUGUACUGACCGGAUGCUUUUACUUCUGUGGUACCUUGUUAUGUCACGUGUUUUGGGCCAAUUCGAUUGGUCGUCCUGUGAGAGUUGGUCAAAUGCUGUCCUCCUUUACUACAGAGCAGACUGUUGGUCCAGCUUGAUUUAACUCGGUUGGUUGGUUGGCUGAAAUUUCUGCUUGUUUAGUCCUGAACCACUCCCGCUGUGUACUGCUAUGUUUCUGACCUUACCUGACCCCAGUUCCCUGUCCCAGCCCCUCUGUCUCAGGCCUUCAUACCACACAAUGGUGUCUUGGUUCAUUCUGUAAAGGGGCAAUUGUGAGAAAAGCUUAACAAGUUUGUUAAUGCAUACAUAGUGUUGUAAGAAAUUUCCAUUGCUUAAUGCUUCAUUCUAUUUGGCCAAAUAUCACGAGAUUCCUCACCAACCUCGUUCAGAAUCCAACAUGGCUGCUGCAUGUGUAUUCGUAGCUCCUAUAAUUACCUGAUUUUUUUGCAUUGCUGAGUUUGCAUUUCAUUGAAUCAAUCACACACACACAAUACUCUGUGAUCUUUGUCAUGGUGACUGAACACAAUAGCAACCAGAAAAUUGGGUUGUUUUGCUACCACAGUUAGCUGCUCUCUGAAGACAAACGUAAGCUAAUGUCUGCGGUUAUAACUGAACACUCCCGCAUUAGCUAUGUCUUUGUAUUUAUAGAUUUUUUGUGGAACGUGACUGCAAAUUAUUCAAAACAAAAUGUAGCUUGAGAAGCUAAAAUACCUAAACGUGAUGCUCAUUGACAUCGUUUGCAAAGCAGCCAAUCCUAUUUUUCCUAGAGUAGCUGUAACUCCUGAGAGCGGAAAUGAUGAAAACAUCUGAUAUUAUUAGUAAAGAUUGAUAAUAUAUAUUAUGGUGUAUUUAGUGUUUAAAGUAGGGAGUUAUAAACAUUUCAGGGGAUGUUUUAGCUGUUCGUUGGUGGCUGUUGUCCAUAUCUCCUAUGAAUAACAGGAACGUCACACGUUUCUCUACACUGUUUUCUGCAUGGUGACCAGUAAUGUUCUGUCUGGACAUGGAGUAUUUUUUAUCAUUUCUAAAUAAUGAACACCAUUUUAGACUAGUUUUCCUCUGGCUUCUGAUAUGAGACAUAGGAUCUUGCAAGAGAUCUGAGAAUCAACCCUAUUUUAAACAGAGAACAUUAUUAUUUAAAAUCUCCCCGUUUUAACCGAAAGUAAAUACUUUCAACUCUAAUAUUCCUUUUUACAUAUUUAUCAAUUGUGUGCUUUUGUUUUGUAUUUGUAAACAACUAGGAUGUAUAUGGAGGAAAACAGGAUCUGAGCUGGGAGGAGGUUGCAUCAUUGCCUCAUGUUGCAGUGUGAACGACUCCAUUAUGAAACCACUUAAAACAAAGGGCUAGGAAAGCUGACUCAGCCAGGCAGCUACAGAUAGUGGCUGGAUGGAUGCAUCGAUUUCACCCCGCCCUGAGACUACAGCCAUUAUCUGAGGCUGCUCUCUGUAACACUCCUACUGUCCGCCGAAAAAACCCAGAGCUGAGCUUUGGAAGACUGAAACCUGGAGCGAGUAGAUGGCUGGGAUUUGGGUUCAGACUGAAGAUUAUUACAUGUUAAUGUAAGAUAGGAGUGGCUGUUUAUCAUAUCAUUUAUUGUGAUAAAAUUCCAAUUGAUGUCUAUUUACCCGUGCUUUUUAUCAACCAAACAAGAUGUCAAAAUUAAAAAAUUUUAAUAAAAACACCACUUCUGCAAAAACUCAACUUUCAAUGAAAGGAUUUGGCGCUAUGAAGCGGAGAUCAAAACUGGUUUAUUUUUCCAAACUGUAAUGGGAAAACUUUUUAUGCAUCAUGACUCACAUGACGAACAAUCAGAUGUUGCCACUGGCACAAAAAAAGACGACAGGAAGUAGUUGGAGAAUAAUGGGGCAGCCAUGUUUUUAAUAACUUAUCACAAACAAACUCAUUCACGUAAUUUUAAUUGUUUUUUUUUUAUGGAAACUCUGCAGUAACAAAAUGUGUCUGAUGUGAGUGGAUUUACUGCUGUGUUUCGUGCUUCAUCACUCCCAUCCUCUGCCUCACUUUUAAACAGGUAGAUGACAUCAUUAGCUCAUCUUUCCACAUCUGCGCCAAAUUUUCUAAUUAGCGACGGAGCGCUCCCCGAGGCUGUUGAUCGGCCUGCUGUGCAUGAUUCUGCUUGUGGAUUUUCUGUGUGUUUGCAGAUUGCGUACAGUUAAUAGUGUGUGUGUCAUUUAACAGAAUAGGAAAGGUCAGCUCACAAACAUGUGUGUACGUGUUGUGUUGGGAGGCAGCAUCAGCUCAGGGGUGCAAUGGUGGAGUCAGUAUCUGUGGAUUAAUUACCCGCAAGGCACCUGUCUACCCUUUACGCCAACACAAACUCACACAGCAGCACAGGCACUGAACGCACAGAACGGCCCUUUGGUUUUUAAAAUGUCGCCACACCUUCCUUUGCCAAAAUGUUCCCAUCGUUCGUAGCUAAAAGCAUCAGAUGGAUUCUGGUUGAUUUGGCAAACAGAAAAUCUGCCGUUUGUGUAAGAGUGAUGAUGCAAUGUGUCCUUAAAAUCUCUUGGUAGGAUAGGUAGUGCAACAAUGAUUAUAUUCUUGUUUUUUAUUAUUUUUUUGUUGUUUAUUCUGGUUUAUUUUAAUGCACAAUCAAGUAAUUAAAAUGACUUAAUUCUGUGCAUUAAAGUUAUUUAGUAAUAAAGUUCUCCUUCCUUUUAUAUGGAAGGUACUUUCCAUCUAAAUCCGCAGAAGUUGCAUAUUCUUUUUUGUUUGUUUCAUUAUUUUUAAUGAAAACUAAAUUCUUAGGUCUCCAAAUCCAAAGAAUGCACCUUACUGUCAACAUUUUUCAUCAACAAACAUUGAUCUUGUUAAAUUUUGCCUUAAUUUUUGGUUGUUUUUUAAUUUCACUGAAUUAAGCCAGAAAAAGCUUUCAAAUAGGAUAGUAGCAAAUGAGCGCAGUUUACUAGUUUUGUUAGUUUUUUGUUUCUAGUGCCUAACAGAAAGAUCUGUCACCAGUUGGAGGAAGACAUCCUGCUGAAUUUUCCAUUUGCGUGACGUUCUGUAAGCUCCAGUUCACAGUGAUAAAAUAAAAGUCUUCAUUUUUAUUUGCCUCACAGCAGAAAGUGAGAACUUUCUGCUGUGAGGCAGUCUUGCGAUAUCAGUUUGAGCUCCAGCUCCUUGAUUCUGGCUGUACU
This is a messenger RNA of Poeciliopsis prolifica (blackstripe livebearer), 4834 nucleotides long. RefSeq names its product guanine nucleotide-binding protein G(o) subunit alpha. Gene Ontology annotation, biological process: adenylate cyclase-modulating G protein-coupled receptor signaling pathway; G protein-coupled dopamine receptor signaling pathway. Bases 587 to 1651 code for a protein of 354 amino acids. The transcript is spliced from 8 exons. Lineage: Eukaryota; Metazoa; Chordata; Actinopteri; Cyprinodontiformes; Poeciliidae. Gene Ontology annotation, molecular function: G protein-coupled serotonin receptor binding; mu-type opioid receptor binding; G-protein beta/gamma-subunit complex binding. Gene Ontology annotation, cellular component: heterotrimeric G-protein complex. The record is from RefSeq and is a predicted model, not a curated record.